Messenger RNA from Nilaparvata lugens (brown planthopper), 3821 nucleotides. RefSeq names its product Werner syndrome ATP-dependent helicase homolog. The transcript is spliced from 18 exons. NCBI's taxonomy places the organism in Eukaryota, Metazoa, Arthropoda, Insecta, Hemiptera, Delphacidae. Gene Ontology annotation, cellular component: chromosome; nucleus; cytoplasm. The record is from RefSeq and is a predicted model, not a curated record. Bases 274 to 3549 code for a protein of 1091 amino acids. Gene Ontology annotation, biological process: double-strand break repair via homologous recombination; DNA replication. Gene Ontology annotation, molecular function: nucleic acid binding; ATP binding; 3'-5' DNA helicase activity.
UCUUUCGGUGAUGUUUUGAAUUUGCAGUCCCAUCUCUGUUAUAUUACUCAAAAACGUUUAAAAACUCGUUAUUUUUUGAAAAAUGCUGUAAUAUAUUUUACUAAAAAUUUAUGGUCACUGUUCACCACGUAGUUCUAAAUAAUUGAAGUUUUCUUUUGUAAACAAUGCUUUCUUACUUCAUAACCUAUAACCACAUGCAUAACCUUACUUAGCUUUAUUUUUGUUUAGGUACUAAAUUUUAUAUUUAAAUAUAAUUCCUAUCAAAGAUAUACCAUGGAUCAAGAACCAGGACCAAACCAUUUAGCUUUUUUGAAAAAGCAUUUUGGCCAUUCGCAAUUUAGACCAAUGCAAUGGAAGAUCAUCAAUGCCAUUCUCAAGGGAGAUCAUGAUCAAUGCGUUGUGAUGGCUACUGGACACGGAAAGAGUUUAUGUUAUCAAUAUCCUGCCGUCUAUUUAAAUGCUAUAACACUUGUUAUCUCACCAUUGAUAUCAUUGAUGCAGGACCAAGUGCUAUCGCUCACGAUGAUGAAUAUUCCAGCUUGUUUUCUGGGUUCAGCGCAGUCAGAUAAAAGGAAUGUUGUUGAUGGCUUACUGACUAACAAGUACAGAGUCGUCUACCUGACACCCGAGUUCUGUCUGGGUGACUACUGUCAAGAAAUUCUGGAAAAGGUCAGAUCGAAGCACAAAAUUUGUCUGGUAGCCAUUGAUGAAGCUCACUGCGUCAGUCAGUGGGGAUUUGACUUUCGGCCUUCUUACAGGUAUCAGUUACAACAGGAUAAUGACAAAUUAAGAGCCAGAAUAAAAGUACUAGAGGAACAAUGGAAUGCGGCCAUCAAUCGUUCGAUGGAGCUGGACAUUCGUUUGAUGGAGAUGACGACUUGUGAGCAGCCAGGGAGGCCGGAGCAGGAGGUGUCACAGGAAAGCACCCUAGUCGAUCGUCUUAGCCGAUUUCUCAGGACUGAACUUAUUGCUGACGCCGAUAUGGACUGUUUUUUAUCACCUGAUGAAUUUAAUGACUUCUGUGGGAUUGCGGUUGAUGAUAUAAAUAGUAGGAUAAUGAAACCUACCGAGACUGCAAUGGAUAUGAUGCAGAAUUUCAUCACUGGAGAAGAGAGGCCUACUUUUCAGUUUGCUGAAGUGACCAUGGAUGAUGUCCUCGAUGCUCUGAAUAGAUUAAAAUCAUCUGGCAGUGUUGAUAUAUAUGGCCUCACAAAUAAUCUACUUCGGAAAUUAGGGUCUCAAGGUCUGUAUUAUAUUAGGACACCAGGCUGGGUCGCCAGCGGGACACCAAACGUCUGGGCGAGUCGUGGGACAUUAGUUGUUCUUAUUGCGUUCAUCACACCAGGUUAUGGCGGCCAGCUGGUGGCUCACUCGGGUCGCCAGCCCGGCCACCUUCCCUGUUACUCGAAAUUCUUCUUCAACAGCAAUGCAGAAAUAAUUUUCACGGAUUUCGAUCGUCCGAAUCUGUUUCUGGGCGUUUGGUUGAAAGGCAAAGACGCGUUCAGUGACCUGCGACGGUUCAUGGUACGCGAUGGUCUCCAAUUGAAAUUUCCCGGACCGACCAUCAUCUAUUGUCCUACCGUCAAAGCGACAGAAGUUGUCGCUUCGUCUCUAACAGAUAAUGGUGUGAAAUGUCAUCACUAUCACGCUCAGUUGAAAAUGUCUUUACGAACGGAAACCCACGAAAAUUUCACCAAGGAUAUCAUCAAUGUGAUUUCUGCCACCUCAGCUUUUGGCAUGGGUAUCGACAAGCCAGAUGUUCGUUUGAUUAUCCAUUACGGAGCUCCAAGAGAAAUCGAAUCGUAUUAUCAAGAAAUUGGUAGAGCGGGGAGAGAUGGUCUUCCUGCUGCCUGCCAUGUAUUCUACUCAAAUGCCGACUUCGGUGUUAAUGCGUUCUUCAAUAUGCACCUCCAAGGAAAGUUCAAAGAACACCGUGAUGCAAUGGCUCGGUUGAUGGAAAGGUAUCUGGAAAGUCACAACUGUAGAAGAUAUAUUCUCAUAUCAUACUUUGAUGACAAAUACAAAGGAAAGGGCACUCAACCGAAUUGCUGCGACAAUUGCAAUAAAAGUCUCAACAACAAAGAGAUUAAGAGCGAUAAACAAGAGAUAGACAUCAGUGGAGACGCGGUAAUGAUGUUGAAAGCAGUCAGGGUGUUCAACGGCUUUUGCGGUCUCAAGUUGGUUGUGCAGUUUCUAAAGGGCUCUCGGGCCAAAACUUCCAAGGCGAUGAAAGAAAACCAUGAACUUUUCGGCGCGGGUAAAAGUAAAAGCGAAGCAUGGUGGAAAGCUAUCGGUCGUCUAUUAAUCAGAGAAGAAUUGCUGACUCAACAAAGCUUGAAUACCUUUGGUGGAAAAAAUCAAUUUCACAGAUUCGCGACUUCUCUAAGAAUCACACAGAGUGGAGAAUCGUAUAUAAGAAACCCAGAGACAAGGAAUAGAGUGAGGCUGACGCCAUCAAAUGAUAUGCUGAAGAUGCUAAAAUCCACCACAGAAGAGCAGCGGAAACCAAUUCCAGCCAAAGAGAUUCCGGCGAAAUUGAUUGAAUUCACUUUCUCACAACGAAAUAUGCCUAAGUUAAUAACGGGAGCCAUUAAUCCACCUGAAGAUGUGAAAGGAGAUCAGAGGGGCGCAUCAAGCAGCAGUACUUCAGUCUCUAAUCAAGUUGGCAGUGUAGAUCAGGAUGAUGGCUUAGCUGAUGAAGAAACUGCUCUUCAAUAUGAUGUGUACUAUGGUCUGAUAAAACAAAGAACUGAGCUAGCACGCCAACACGAAUGCAUGCCUUAUAUGAUAGCAAACAAUCAAUUACUGCUCGCUUUGUCAAAGGAUAGGCCUCACACUAUGGACGAACUGAAAAAAGUGGAAGGUCUUGGAGAGGUGAAAGCUGAGAAAUUCGGAAGACACAUUCUACAAACUAUAAAACAAGCUGAAGAAGAUUUCAAAAAUAAGCCGAAGAAAAAAUUGAUAGAAGAAGAUGAAGAGGAUACAGAAGCUGAAGAUGAUUCACUAAUGUUGAAUGACAUAGUUGAGGAGAUUUCUCGAGAAAGUGUCAGUAAAGAGAAUACGUGUAAGACUGCAGGUGAAAGUGAUGUAUGGGGUGAUGAAGAUGACAGUUUUCUAGUCGACGUGACAAUUGAGGAAGACAUUUCUAAAAACAUCGAACCAAUAAGUGAAUGUUCUGCAAGUUUUUCGAGUGAUAACAAUAGUUCAAAAACGAUGUCCUCUAAAAUAGAUCCUAGUAUCUCCUGUAGAACAGAUGCUAAUAAUGAUGUAAAACACAACUUGAAUAAGUUAUCCGGAAAUAAUAAUUCUCCUAAUGACAAAGUUCCUCCAUUGUCUCCUAUAUUGGUGGAUUUUCCUGAUAGAAAGUCAAAAAACCUUUCAGUUGUCAAAAAGCGUACCAUCAAAUUCAUUGACAGUGAUGACGAUGAUAAUGAUGAAACCAGUAACUCCCAGUCGCUAACUCAGAAAAAAUUGCCUGCUUGGAUGUUGUCACAAAAUUCCACAUCGACUACCAGUAAGAAGUCGAAAAAAUGUUCUUUGUUCAAGUGAAGUAUUCGUAAAAAAUGAAAUUAUAGCAUCUAAAUGUUAUUGUUUUUAUAUGUCAUGAAAUAAUCUUGUUGAUGAAAUGGAGGGGUGACUGCUCCGUUGUACAUUUUUCUUGUAACAAGAAGUGUGAAAUAAUAUUGUUUUACUUUAUUGAAAAGUGUUUUUUGUAUUCUCUAUAUUUGCUAAUAAAAAAGAUUCUUUGCUAAAUCAAUGAUAAUCCUUCCUGUGUGAUUUUUGAGGUCGAACAUAGUUUUUCUCAACUUUGGGUAUACCAG